AAUGGACCAUGACGGGAUGUUGUCUCUUCAUGAUUUUCCCUCCCACAUUUAGCUCCGACUGAACCCGAGUUGGACUGCCACCUGGAACUGCGAUGCACAUUUGGCCGCUUGCGGUAUUCCCAUUGUCGCAUUCGGUCACUAGCUCGGACCUUCACCCCUGCCAAUAUCUUGACGAGGAGAUCAAACACCACACAAUUUUUGCAGGAGCACACUUUGUUUGCGGCGGAUGGAUGAGACUUGGAGAGUGGGAAUGGACACCCCGAAAUUUCCAGAUGAAGCGGAGGAAAGAAAGAUUCAAGUUAUAACACAUCGACAGGUAUACAUUUGAUAUGUUGGCGCAUUGAAGUUUCCAGUCAACGACAACCCA
This is a messenger RNA of Neurospora tetraspora, 367 nucleotides long. RefSeq lists its product as uncharacterized. The transcript is spliced from 2 exons. Lineage: Eukaryota; Fungi; Ascomycota; Sordariomycetes; Sordariales; Sordariaceae. The record is from RefSeq and is a predicted model, not a curated record. Bases 93 to 305 code for a protein of 70 amino acids.